AUGGACCUAGCACUGUCGGGCACGAUGCUGCAAAGCAGCGAGGUUGAUACCGAUACCAUCAUGCAAGGAAAUGAGCUUCGGUAUUCGGCAAAUGCCAACGUACAAAACGGUUUUAUGGACCCUCGAGAACUGCACCCAUUCCAAUCAAAUGAUCUCACUGAGUCAACCGAAGACCAUUCACCAAGUCAGUCACAACGAACAACAGAAACCACCACAACAUCCAACGCUCUCCGAAGAUUACUUCUGCCUACCGGAUGCUGCUACGAUGAUAGGAUGAAGUAUCACGCCAAUGCUGAUUUCUCGGCCAACCCUCAUCACCCCGAGGACCCCCGCCGGAUAGAGGCCAUUAUGAGGGAGUUCAGAGAUGCUGGUCUGAUAUAUGAAGGGAGUGACUCUGAUCUUGACAAUAUCUUGAAGAUAUCACCAACACGGUACAUGGCACGUAUCCAAGCACGGGAGGCUCGAGAAGAUGAGAUCUGCACAGCUCAUACUGCAUCACACUAUGAAUGGGUUCGCUCCCUAUCGUACAAAUCUCCUGCCGAGCUUCGGGCCAUGACAAUUACAUUUGACGAGGGCCGGAAGUCGCUGUAUGUUGGCACUCUAACACACUACGCUGCGCUGAUCUCCGCCGGUGGUGCUAUCGAAACUUGCAAGAACGUCGUCGAAGGUCGAGUCAAGAACGCUAUCGCAGUCAUCCGACCGCCCGGCCACCACGCCGAGCAUAAUGAAUCCAUGGGUUUCUGCAUCUUCAAUAAUGUCCCUAUUGCUGCCAAAGUUUGCAUGCAAGACUACCCCGAUGUUUGUCGCAAGGUUCUCAUUCUCGACUGGGAUGUACAUCACGGAAACGGCAUACAGAAUAUAUUCUAUGAAGACCCGAAUGUUCUUUAUAUUUCCCUCCAUGUCUAUCAGAAUGGGCAAUUUUAUCCAGGCCAACCCGAGGACGAAGGACUUCCGGAUGGAGGACCUGAGAACUGUGGCGCUGGACUCGGAGUCGGCAGAAAUGUCAACAUAGGCUGGCACGAGCAAGGCAUGGGCGAUGGCGAAUACAUGGCAGCGUUUCAAAAGAUCGUCAUGCCAAUUGCCCAGGAAUUUGACCCAGACCUAGUUAUCAUAUCUGCAGGAUUCGAUGCUGCUGCAGGCGAUGAGCUGGGAGGUUGUUAUGUGUCUCCGGCUUGCUACUCCCACAUGACACACAUGCUCAUGUCUCUGGCGAACGGAAAGCUGGCUGUCUGUCUUGAGGGCGGAUACAAUUUACGUGCUAUAUCGAGAUCAGCCCUUGCCGUCGCGAAGACAUUGAUGGGCGAGCCCCCAGAGAGGAUGGAGUCGAUUCCACCCCUGAAUAAAAAGGCGGCGCGCGACCUUGAGCAUGUGAGAGCAUAUCAAAGCGCGUAUUGGGAUUGCAUGCGGCCCGGUAUCGUCCCCAUCAGGGAGAUGGAAGACCGCAAUGCGUCGAGACUGAGCGAGGUGGUUCGAGCCUAUGCAAAGAAAAUCCUCAGCGAGAAGCACAACAUGAUCACGAUGCCUAUUCUGCGGAACAAAAUCUGCAAAUCCUUUGAUAAUCAGGUCUUGGUCACGCCUAUGAUUCAUCAAGCGCGGAAAAUAAUGCUCAUUGUACAUGAUCCGCCUGAGAUAGUAGCGCAAGCAGAUUCUCUCGAUAAUUCAGUAUUACCGCAUAAUGCCUGGGUGGUGAACGAUUUGCUGCCAUAUGUCGACUGGGCUAUCGCAAAUGGUUUCGGCGUUAUCGACAUCAACUUCCCUCGAGAGAUCAAGCCUACUGAUAACCAGCCCUACUUGCCUAACAGCACCGAGGUUGAUAUCCAGCAACUAUCUAAGGAUCUUCUGAGCUAUCUGUGGGAUAACCACUUGCAACUCAACAUAUCUGCCCCAAUCGUUCUGCUAGGAGUGGGUGACGCCUAUCUGGGCAUAAAACAACUCCUCACCUCACGAGAUGUCAAAGCUCGCAUCCCCUGCGUCCUCUCCUACGUAACAGGCUCUCUCCGACCCGUCAAAUCCGAAACCGACCCCAACCUUUCAUCAUGGUACAAACAAAACUCCCUGAUCUACGUCUCUAGCGACCAUUCUUGUUGGAACGACGAAGAUAAUGCCAAACGCGUCCGCAAGAAUCGGUUUGGCGCCGUGAAGAAGAGCGAAGUUACUGGCCUCGGGAGGAUGUUGAAGAAGUACGAGAAGGAGGCCGAGAGCUGGGUGCUGGAGAAAGUUAAUGACUGGGAGAGCAUCUACGGGGGUGAUCCGGAUGAGACCGAGGAGGAAGAGUUAACUGCGGGUAGUAGUACCAGGGGACUUCCCGAGGAAUCAUCAACGGGUACUCGCAUGCUUGUUGAUGGCAGGGCGGGUGGCAUUCCUUGA
Messenger RNA from Venustampulla echinocandica, 2367 nucleotides. Its product is annotated as Arginase. The record is from RefSeq and is a predicted model, not a curated record. Lineage: Eukaryota; Fungi; Ascomycota; Leotiomycetes; Helotiales; Pleuroascaceae. Bases 1 to 2367 code for a protein of 788 amino acids. The transcript is spliced from 4 exons. Gene Ontology annotation, molecular function: histone deacetylase activity. Gene Ontology annotation, biological process: chromatin organization. Gene Ontology annotation, cellular component: histone deacetylase complex.